Closterium sp. Naga37s-1 is the source of this 2055-nucleotide messenger RNA. The record is from the annotation of a GenBank genome assembly. NCBI's taxonomy places the organism in Eukaryota, Viridiplantae, Streptophyta, Zygnematophyceae, Desmidiales, Closteriaceae.
AUGGGGCGCGCGGUGGUGGCGGACGAGGCGGCGAUCCAGCGCCACGUGGACAAGCUCUUCCGCGAGAAGGCGACAUGGGAGCUGGGUCUGCUCAUCGGCCGCUCCAGCAUCGCUUCUCAAUCGUCCUCCUCCUCCUCCUCUUCCGCCGCCGCCGCAUCCGGCGCCUCCCGCGAAAUCCUCUUCGCGCUCGUGCCGACGCCCGAAGCGCCAGGAGCGGCGGCGCCAGUUGCGGGCAGCAGAGAGAGGAGCGGAUCGGAUGCGAGGGAGUGGCGGCAUGUGGACGGCGACUGGGUGGCGGAACACGCGCUGCAGGUGUCACGGCUGUUGCUGGGAGGCAUGGCCGUGCUGGGAGUGUACACCUUCUGCUCCGAUGCCGCCUAUAGCAACGCUGCACCCUCCUUGCUGCAGGCCCUGCGUUCGCUUGCAACCUCACUCUCUCCUCCCGCCUCACUCGCCGCCCUGCUGCCCCCUCUCCCCACCGACCUCAUUCUGCUGCACAUCUCCUCCUUCUCCCGCCGGUUCUCAGCACGAUCUGUCGCCACGUCAUCACCUGCCACGUCAGCUGCCAUGUCACCGUGCGACUUCAAGCUCGCUGCCAUCCCUUCACCAAUCCUCGUCUCCUCAACACUCUCCCUCCAUGCCCAAGUUCCGGUCAUCUCCUCCCCAUCACUCCCCCCACCCUCCUCCUCUUCCUCCCUUCCACCCUCUCCUCCUCCUCCUCCGCCGCCCGCCCUCUCGCCCCCCUCGGUGCGGGCAGCAGCAGCGAGUGCGUUGAAGCAGAUAGCCCGGCAGAUGGAUGGAGGCAUGGCGUUCGUUGAUGGCAUGCUGGUGGAAGGGGGGGACGUUGUUGGGGGAGAGAGCAACACAAAAGGAGGUGCGGGGAAGGCAGGGAAAGGGGGCGGAGGAAAGGGGGGCAAGGGGGGGAAGAAGGGGGGAGGGAGAGGGGGAAAAGGGGGAGGGGGGAGGGGAGGAGAGGAGGCGGCAUCUGAGGGGAGCAGUCACGUGCGUGUGGACUGGGCUCUCCCACCUUCCUGGAACGUUCCUCUUCAGGAUGGCGCCAAGGAUGGGCACGUGCAUGGCAUGGUGGCGCUGUCAGGCAGUGUGCUGGCGCUCUGCCUCGCCAUGCCCCGAGACCCUUUCUACCGAGUGCUGCAUGAUCUCAAGGUCAAUGCGGAGCAGACUAGACCUAGUGCAGGAGGAGGAGGAGUGCCUCAGUGCACUCUCUCGACCUCUCUUUCUUCCACCCCACCUGCCCUUUCACAUAUCUUCCAGGUCGAUGCUGUGCGCAGCGUGGUGAGCAGGCUAGAUCUGGUGCAGGAUGGGGAGGAGGAGCAGGCAGCACAGGGGGAGGGCGGGGAGAACGGGGAGAAUAGGGGGGAGGGAAGAGAGGCAGAUGGAGAGUAUAAUGGGAAGGCGAGGAAAGUAGGGGAGGAGGAGGAGGUGGAGAAGGUGGAGGAGGAGGGGGGGUUGACGGAGAGGCCAUUGCUGAAUGGCAAGCUGCACAGAACGCCCUUCACCAGAUGGCACCUCCCCCGGCGGGUGCUGCUGCGCUGCUCUGUGGCUGGGGGAGGGGGGAGGCGGGGGGAAAGUGAGGGGGAGGAGGAAGGGGAAGGGGGCCUGCUGCUGGCGGACUUCUGUGAGCUGGGUGAAGGGGCGGAGGUGAGAUGGGGGGAAGGGGCGGAGAUGAGAUGGGGGGAAGGGGCGGAGGCAGCGGAGGAGCGGUGCAGCGAGCUGUGUGGGAUGGCGGCAGUGGCAGACGAGGCAGUGAGGGAGCAGGGCAUUGGUGUGGAGUGGGAGGGGUCGCUGGAAGGAGAGGAGGAGCAGAGUGGCAUGGAGGGCAGUGCUGCAUGUGCUGCUGUGUGGCUUCCCCCCGGAACUGCACCUGCCAAGCCACACAACAGCACCCACACGGACAGCAGUGGCAGCAGUGAUGAGAGUGCUGUGAAGGCGGGGGUGGGGGAGAAGGGUUCAGCAGGCAGGGCUGUGUCUCUGUUGUUGGCUGUGCUCGGGGUGCUGCUGGCUCUUGUUGCUGCACUCGUGAUGGCUCUCAAAUGA